ACUAUGUUUAGGCUCAACAUGUAGUUUGAAAAUUAGUAUAUGGGAAUUUGAACGAUGAAAUUUAUAUAUCAAAUUGGCAAAAAAAUCUACAACAUUUUAUUUGAUCCAAACAUUUGGGCCGAAAAUAAAUGGGCCGAUAGAUGCAGGACCAGUUAUGCAAAACCUCAAAUGUCAAAUCUCACGGUCGCUGAAAACCGGAGCCCCGUUCCUAUAUGGAUCUUCUGUCAAAAGCGUACGCAUCUGCUUCCGACGAUGAUGACGACGGCGCUAGAGUUGCCGUUGCCGGAGGGCGGUCCGAACACUCGAAUCCGUUUCCGCCUCCUACGAAACGUUCCAGACGGGAAACAUAUUCGGCAAAUCCGAUCCAGAUGCCCGUUUUUCGCCGCCCGAGUUUCCCCGCGGAAGCUUCGAUACCUGGAAGUUACAUAUCUAAGCGACAAAGAGCAGCCAUUGCUGCGGAUGCGAAACCGACUGAACCGAACCCUAAUUGCGUCCACACCUCACAAGUUUUGGGAAGCCUUUCAGAUUCAGAUGUACCGCAUAGUAUUUCGACAAAGCUGAGGUAUCGGAAGAAGCAAAACGGUGUGGCCUCCUACCAAAAACCUCCGUCGCUUUCUGCAGCUCUCGAUGGCCACGUUAAAUCUGUGAAUGCUAUGCAAUGGUCUGUAACUCAUGGUCAUCUUCUUGCAUCUGCGGGAAUGGAUAAUACUGUAUCCAUAUGGAAUGUAUGGAGCAACGUCCAAAAACGAGCACGUAUAUUCAAUUUUCACCGUGCAGCAGUGAAAGAUGUGAAAUGGUCACAGCAGGGAUUGUCCGUGCUCUCUUGUGGCUAUGAUUGCACGUCAAGAUUGGUUGACGUUGAAAAGGGAAUGGAGGUUCGGGUUUUCAAGGAGGAUCAAAUUGUACAAGUCGUCAAAUUUUCUCCAGACAACCACAACCUUUUUCUCUCCGGUGGAUCGAAAGGCCUCCUUAAACUGUGGGAUACUAGAGCUGGCACAGUGGUCCAUGAAUUUGUACGAAAUCUUGGGCCAAUCCUUGAUGUAGAAUUCACACUUGAUGGCAAGAAUUUAAUCACCUCGAGCGAUGUGUCCAGAACUAAUCUCAGUGAAAAUUCGAUUAUUGUCUGGGAUGUUUCACGGCAGGUUCCAUUAUCCAAUCAGGUAUAUGCCGAAGCAUACACAUGCCCGUGCAUCAGACGCCACCCAUUCGAGCCCUACUUUAUUGCCCAAUCCAACGGAAACUACAUUGCUAUUUUCUCCACAAAACCCCCGUUCAGACUAGAAAAGUACAAGAGAUACGAAAGUCACGGUGUUUCUGGUUUCCCUAUAAAAUGCAAUUUCAGUCUUGACGGAAAUACGGUAGCCACAGGAUCGUCCGAUGGAUGUAUCUACUUGUACAACUCCAAAACGUGCAAGCUCCUCAAAAAGGUUAAGGCAUACGAGCAAGCAUGCGUAGAUGUUGUAUUCCAUCCUACCCUGCCAGAUGUCGUUGCUAGUUGUAGCUGGAACGGCGAAAUCUCGGUUCUCGAACGAGACAGCUGUCACAAUUGGAAGGGGCCCACAGUGAACUGAUUUUCCAGGCUAAUUUUGGAGUGGGCUUCGUUUGUGGUAUGAAUUUCUGUGAAAUAAUUUUAGUGUUUUCUUGGUGAAUUUCUCGUUGAUUUUUUUUUUAGCAAUGUAUGUUUAUGGUACUUGAAUUGUUGUUUGCCAAAACUGUUUACGGACUACGGUACUUGAGUUGUAGCAAUCAAAUCAGGAGUGAGUGAUUCUAGGUGUGUGAAGUGCGACAGAAUAUCAAAUCGACAUUUUUUACGGAGAAAUUUGUCGGAUGUGCAAUGGCACAGUGUAGUGACCCCAUCUCCAGGAAGAUGAUUAGAUGGAGCAUUGACUCUUGUGCAUAAAUAAAAUGUUCUCGAGUUUGAGGUCCGUUUUGUUUUGGUGCCCAUUUUUAUUAAAUUCGGAACAGGCAACAUCAACCCUAACCCCAGGUAUGUGUUGUAGUGCUCGUGGGGCAUAGAACAAUAGUAAAGGACGUAAAUGAUAUGAAGUGAUGGUUUGUUGCUCGUGUUGGCGAAAUGCAGAGUGAGGGUUCGAUUCCUAUUUCUCA
This is a messenger RNA of Erythranthe guttata (spotted monkey flower), 2106 nucleotides long. Its product is annotated as Transducin/WD40 repeat-like superfamily protein. NCBI's taxonomy places the organism in Eukaryota, Viridiplantae, Streptophyta, Magnoliopsida, Lamiales, Phrymaceae. The record is from RefSeq and is a predicted model, not a curated record. Gene Ontology annotation, molecular function: protein binding.